CUCGCUCAAUCGCGGGGCGCUUAGCCAUCGCUGCCUAAUCAGCGGUCGAGUGUUGUACUGAACAGCUUGCCUUUCUGUCCACAUCUCCAAUUCCAUCCCACCACCUCCUCCUAAUCAUCAUGGCGGACGCACCGCCAGCCGCACCUAUCGCCGACGCAGCGCCACAGGCGGCGGCAGCUCAGCCAGCUGCUGCCGCUGCGACCAACACGACCAACACCACGGCCAAUCGGGGUCAGCGACCUGAGGGUCCACCUUCAGGAGCAGCCAACAUCAUGUGCAAGUGGUGGGCUCAAGGCUUUUGCGCUCGAGGUGAAGAGUGCUGGUUCAAGCAUGGAGUCGUGGCCGACCCACCGCCACAGGAACCUGUGGCCUUGACAGCCCCCCGUGCCAGGCGCCUCACCGCUUCAGCUCGUGUCUUCCAGCCAGCAGCAGCCUCAGCAGCCUCAGCAGCCUCAGCAGCCACAGCAGACACGACAGACGCACCCACAAACGACACCAUUCCAUCACCACCUAUCUCGCCGGACGCCAUCCUCGAGCCAACAAAGGAGCAGCCCCAGUGUCACAUCUGCCUCCACGACACGCCAGCCACCUACGGACUCCUCGAAGGCUGCUCCCACGCCUAUUGCCUCUCGUGCAUCCGUCAAUGGCGCGAUACACGCGUACCACCAUCCGAAGACGACGACGACUUCAGCGAGGGCAACAACCGCAAGACGUGUCCACUCUGCCGCAAGCAGUCUCUCUACAUCAUCCCUUCGUCCGUCUUCCACUCAGCCGGCCCGGCAAAGGAUGUCGCUACAGCGCGCUUCAAGGACGUGGUAGCCAAGAAGCCCUGCAAGCAUUUCGAAGCUACCAAGGGCACAGCUAGAGGCCCCUGGUGCCGCUACGGAGAUGAGUGCUUCUAUGCUCACGUGCUCAAGGAGGGGGAAGGACGCUACGAAUUCGGCGGCGGAUUCAAGUACAUGCUCAAGAGAGGAGAAAAGGAUCGCAAGGCUAGAGAGCAGCGACAGUGGAGAGCACACGUGGGAGACAUGGUCCGUCGCAACCGUCUCGAGCGUGCUAUGAGGGCCAGGCGCGGUGCUCCACUCGGUGGUCUGCGGCCUCAGGCGGCGAGGGCACAGGACAACCCAGUCGCUCUUGCCGCAGCUCGAGAGAUUGCCGCCGCCGCGGCCCUUCCAGUCGCUCCAGCUGCCCCCGGCAACCGCAAUGACCUUCGAGACGGCGGUCUGGACCCUCGCCACGAGCCUGCGACCGAAAUCGACGCCCUAGCCAUGCUAGCCGUGAUACACGCUGGUCUGGACGCGGCGCGUGGGGGCCUGGAUCCGCUUCGAGGCUCCUACGAGCAAGGCGACGAGCUCCGUGCCAAUGCCGAGGCUCGAGAACGAGCUGCUAUAGAACGAGGCGAACCACCCCGACUCGAGGAGGACAUUCGUAGAAUGAGGCAAAUGCUCAACGACGCCCCUGCCAUUCUCCGCGGCGAUCUGGAUGCAACCUUCGGCCCUCAGCCUCGAGUGGACCCGGACCUGGCUCUGCGUGCUAUGGCGGACAAUGGGCGUCAACUGGCCCUGAUCGCUCGGGAAGUUGCGUGGGGCAGGCAUCUCAGAGCGGCACUAGCAGCGAACGCAGGAGAUGCUCGAGCUGUCGUCGAGAGAGCACAGGCAGAAGUAGAGUUCGAACGUCAGGAUCAGCAACGGGCAGGAAGAGACGAUCGACAGCCAGACGAAGCCGUCAGACGGCGUCACAUAGCCACCAACCGCCGCGUAGCAGUAGCGGAAGCCUUUGAUGCAGCCGCAGCGACCGCUGGCCACGCUGGUGCCCCCAGAGCAGCAGAAGCAGAACCAGCGCCACCAGCAUCUCCCCCACAAAGCAGCCGUCGCUCGCAACGUCGUCGUGCUCAGCGAGCCUACCGUCGCGAGCAAGAGGCCUUAUUCGGGAGUAAUCGUGGAGAUCGUCCCCGCACCAUCUCAAACGACCGGCAACGCCCUGCUAUACCUACCGCUGCGGGCACAUUCGACGACCUCGACGAUGAUGCAGACUGGUACGACGAGGAGGACGACCUCGACUUUGAGUCUGAGUUCGACAUGCACGGCUUGGGGGACCGCUACGAGCAGCGAAUUCAAGAGCUGUGGAUGUACGGCUACCGCUUCGAUGAGGACCCAGACGAAUACGAGGCCAUGCUCUACGAGGCAGGCGUCUUUGUCGACGACGGUGGGUGGGAUGAGGAUUUCUUUUUCUAGGCGCCGGCGACGGAAGCGGUCAUGUUGGCUACAGUGAUCGACACUCUCGACGAUUAAAUUACGCAUACCUGGCAGACGCACACUGAGCGCCUGUCGACGCUCUCUGGCUAUCUGGCUCGCCUUCUCUUCCCUCCAUCCAGCAUCACAUCAUGUAUUUUCUCUACUCUAUGCAUUUUCUCUCUUUCCUCGCCUCCCUACCCAUCAAUGAUAUCCAACCUCAUACCCG
This is a messenger RNA of Jaminaea rosea, 2460 nucleotides long. RefSeq lists its product as hypothetical. Lineage: Eukaryota; Fungi; Basidiomycota; Exobasidiomycetes; Microstromatales. Gene Ontology annotation, biological process: protein polyubiquitination. The record is from RefSeq and is a predicted model, not a curated record. The transcript has a single exon. The coding region runs from base 120 to 2234 and encodes 704 amino acids. Gene Ontology annotation, molecular function: ubiquitin protein ligase activity; metal ion binding.